CCUACUUUGAUCUGCUAUUGCAAUAGUCCUAUCCAUCGAUUCUAUCCCAUCUCAUCGCCAUCCCAUCAUCUCUUCCAUUUAACUCACUUCCCCAUGUAAAAUUCGUAUUUGCACUAAUUAAGGCAAAUUCCAGCACGUGAGGAAAGGUUGGGUUGAGAUGCAUAGCUUCAAGUCUACUGUAACACAACAAGCUAUUGCUCUCACCAGUUCUGAUGUGUAUUGCCAUUCUCAGCCAUCAUUUUACCUCAGGGGUGAAGAAGGUAGUAGAAAUGGGGCUCGCUUUUCGGAUCUUGGGGAGCUCGAGCAGUCUCCUGGAAAUGGGUUUCAUCAUGAUGAUGCUUUGAACUUAAGCAGAAGCUCAAUGUACAAUGAUUUGAAGGCAAGCGAUGUUUCUGUUGUGUCUAGUAACUUGCAGUUUGGUGGCCUUAACAACAGCUUGGGUUCGGCAGAGAUGGUUUCAUCAGCAACAGGGAUUGACGCAGGCCAAUUCAUGUCACACAAGGGGCCAAUUGUGGAUUUCUGUGGCGGUGGUGGUGCUAUGGGAAAUGGCCAGUUUGAAAACUGGGGUGAUUCAGGGGUGGUGGCAGAUCACAGCCAGCAGACUGACACUUCUACAGACACUGAGGACAAAAACCAGUAUCAUGGAGUGCACAAUGAAAGAUUGAUGGGCGCAGACUCUAUGGACCAAUUGAAUGAGAAAAUCGGAGACCAAAAGACACUGCGUAGGCUAGCUCAGAAUCGUGAAGCAGCUCGGAAGAGCCGAAUGAGGAAAAAGGCCUAUGUUCAACAGCUUGAGAAUAGUCGGCUGAAGCUCACGCAACUGGAGCAGGAGCUGAAAAAAGUACGGCAGCAGGGUGUAUUAGCCGCAUCUGGAUAUCAUGCAGAUCAUUCUCUAGGUGGAAAUGGGAAUGUGGCAUUUGACCUAGAUUAUGCGAGAUGGCUUGAUGAACACCAGCGGCUGAUUAAUGAUCUCAGAAUUGCUGUAAAUUCUCAUGUGGGAGACAGUGAACUCCGGCUUCUUGUUGAGGGCAUGAUAUCUCAUUAUGAUGAGAUAUUCCGCCUUAAGAGUGCUGGUGCAAAAUCAGACGUCUUUCACAUGCUUUCGGGCAUGUGGAAGACUCCUGCUGAGAGGUGCUUCAUGUGGUUAGGAGGAUUUCGCUGCUCUGAGGUUCUUAAGAUACUCGGAAACCAAAUCGAGCCAUUAACAGAGCAACAGUUGGUGGGGAUUUGCAACCUGCAGCAAUCCUCCCAACAGGCUGAGGAUGCCUUGUCUCAAGGGAUGGAAGCUCUUCAACAGUCACUCGUAGAGACACUCUCCUCAAAUGCCCUCGCCCCUCGUAACUCUGCAAACGUGGCUGACUAUAUGGGGCAGAUGGCCAUUGCCAUGAGCAAGCUUGCCACACUUGAGAAUUUCCUUCAUCAGGCCGACCUCCUGAGACGCCAGAUGUUGCAACAACUGCAACGAAUACUAACAACUCGUCAAGCUGCUCGUGCUCUUCUUGCCAUCAGUGAUCACAGAUCAAGGCUCCGAGCUCUGAGCUCGUUGUGGCUAGCACGCCCUAAGGAAUAACGUUGCUGUCUUCUUAUGUUCGUCGACACCCUACUUGGCCUACUCGCCAUGUAAGUAAAGCCUUUUCUAGUGAGACAUGUUGAUCCAUAGCUUAGUGGAGUAGAAAACCUUUUUCUGUAUCUAAGAAUCGUUUAUGCCUGCAAAUUUCUUGAUGAUCAAUAUCUAAGAACCGUUACAAACGUAUGAUCUCAAACUAUCAUUUAUUUAGGGAAAAGAUUUUGGAUAUAUUUCCCAAGAUCAUCAGACUUUAUUUAUAUUUACAUAUCCUUCAACAAAAGAAUCAAUUUUUUCUAAUCUUCAGUUUUCUCAACGCCCUUG
This is a messenger RNA of Salvia splendens (bonfire salvia), 1888 nucleotides long. Its product is annotated as transcription factor TGA2.3. Lineage: Eukaryota; Viridiplantae; Streptophyta; Magnoliopsida; Lamiales; Lamiaceae. Bases 158 to 1570 code for a protein of 470 amino acids. Gene Ontology annotation, molecular function: DNA-binding transcription factor activity; sequence-specific DNA binding. The transcript has 12 exons. The record is from RefSeq and is a predicted model, not a curated record. Gene Ontology annotation, biological process: DNA-templated transcription; regulation of DNA-templated transcription.